Molecule: messenger RNA, 1026 nt
Organism: Fusarium keratoplasticum
Lineage: Eukaryota; Fungi; Ascomycota; Sordariomycetes; Hypocreales; Nectriaceae
Exons: 3
Coding region: 1-1026 (341 amino acids)
Source: RefSeq, a predicted model, not a curated record
AUGAAGGUCGCUUGUGUCAUCACCACCCUCCUGAGCAGCUUCGCGCUCGCUCACCCCUCAAAGCCAAGGACCAACGAUGGUUAUCCUAAUCCCGCCAUGGAACAGCUGAAGGACAUCUCCCGACGAGCCGACAGCACCUUGUCCAGUGCACCUCCUCCUCCAAAGCUGGGCGAGAGCAGCAAGACUGCGUUCCAGGCUCUUGCCUUUGGUGAAGAGUUUGAGCAGGCGUACUUUUCGUCUCUGCUUCAGAACGUCACAGAUGGCGUGCCAGGCUAUAGGCAUCAUGGGCGGUUCACCAAGGCUGAGCUUGUCAAGGUGUUGGAGACUGUUGUCGCUCAAGGGGAGCUUCACGCCAUCAACGCGAUCAACGUCCUGAAGCACUUCAACGUUCCCGCGCCGAUGCCCUGCAAAUACCACUUUCCCAUGAACAACAUCGAAGACGCAUUUGCACUCGCCGAGAGCUUUACAAUGCUUGUUGUGGGAACUCUGCAAGACGAGGGUGAGCAGGGCGGCUUCUACCGUACUCUUCUUGGACGGGUUCCUUCUGAGAAGCCUUUCUUAACUACUUCUGUCGGGGCAUUUGCCUUCUCUUACAUCUACAAUACGUUUGUCGUUUCGGGAUCUUGCCCGUUCGACAUCUCAAUGAUCAACCUGCCCAUCUUUGCCAAGCUCGACGUCAAGGACGGCUCGAUGGGUCUUGAUGUGAAGCCUAAGGACCAGUACCUCACCUUCACCGCCGACAUUAGCACCGCGGGAGGUGCCGAAAAGUUCCUUGGCGGCAAUGGAAAGGGCCUGUACCUCACCUACUUCAGCGGCCAACUUCUACCUAUCAGCGAGCCCAUCACCAACGUCAAGUGGAACAAGGGCCGCAUCAACUUUGACGCCUUCUUCCCAUUUACGGAGAAUGUCAUGAAGGGUCUUUCUGUGGCGGCUUUGACCACCUCUAACAACUUUACUGCCCCGGGUAUGGUCCCUGGUGCCACGAUCGCUGCCCCAGCUGUUAUUCAGGUCAACGAGAAGCUGUGA